AUGUCACAAAACACGGGUGAUAACAAUCCACAACCUACAGUUCCAAAUCUACAACUUCAAGCCAUUAUGGGGGAGAUGAGGAGAUUGUUGAGGGAGGAGUGUGCGCAAAUACAUGAGCGGUUGGAUAGGGUGGAAGAAGGAGCACAACGGAGACCAAGGGGGAGAAGAGUACACCAAAGGGGGAAUGAAAAUGUAGGAGAUUUCGAAGGAGUAGUUUCUGAUGAAGAGGUUGAUAGGAUGUCGACGGGUACCAAUAGGAGGUAUGGUGGGAAUAGAGAAGAUAGGAACCAAGUAGACAAUUAUUUGGGGAAUAUAAAGAUGAGAAUCCCAGCCUUUCAAGGGAAGAGUGAUCCUGAAGCAUACCUAGAGUGGGAGAAGAAAAUGGAGUUAGUCUUUGAUUGUCACAACUAUUCAGACAUGAAGAAGGUAAAACUUGCUGCCAUUGAGUUUACUGAUUAUGCUAUUGUUUGGUGGGAUCAGUUGUGCACUAACAGGAGACGGAGUGGAGAUCGCCCUAUUGAAACAUGGGAGGCAAUGAAGAGGGUAAUGAGGCGACGAUUUGUACCACCUCAUUAUUAUCGUGAUCUCUAUCUUAAGUUGCAAGGCCUUCAUCAAGGCUACAGAAGUGUUGAUGAGUAUUACAAGGAGAUGGAGAUGGCUAUGAUUAGAGCCAAUGUUGAAAAGGAUCGGGAGGCAACAAUGGCGAGGUUUUUAAAUGGGUUGAACCGAGAGAUUGCUGACCCAAUCGAGCUACACCAUUAUGUGGAGUUAGAAGAUUUGGUUCACAUGACAAUCAAAGUUGAGAGACAGCUCAAGAAGGGUAGUUCAAGUUCGAGAUCAAGGCCGAGCACACACAAGCCAAGUACAACACCUUGGAGGUCGAACUAUCCAAAGAAGGAUGACCAACCCAGUUCAUCAUCUACACCAAAACCAUCCACUACAGCCACGCCACCUCAAGGUAAAACAACUCAAACUAAGUCUCAUUCUAGUGAGAUAAGGUGUUUCAAAUGCCAGGGGCGGGGACAUAUAGCCGGCCGGUGUCCAAACCAAAGAGUUAUGGUGAUUCGGGAAAGUGGAGAAAUAGAUUACGAAGAUGAAGAUGAUCUUGCCGACAUGCCACCAUUGGAAGAUGCUUCGACAAUGAAUAUGGCCCGAGAAUGCGGAGAGAUGCUUGCACUAGUUACAAGGCGAGUCCUGAAUUUGCAAGCAAAAGAAGAGGCAGAAGAAGUGCAGCGGGAGAACAUCUUUCACACUCGAUGUCAUGUGAGGGACAAGGUAUGUAGUGUCAUUAUUGAUGGAGGUAGUUGUACUAACGUUGCAAGUGCUUCUAUGGUUGACAAGCUUGGGCUUACAACGCUUAAGCAUCCUUGUCCAUACAAGUUGCAAUGGUUGAAUGAUAGUGGUGAAGUGAAGGUUACAAAACAAGUACUUGUUUCAUUUCGCAUUGGCAAGUAUGAAGAUGAGGUGUUGUGUGACGUCGUUCCAAUGCAAGCUGGACACCUCCUUCUAGGAAGGCCUUGGCAAUUUGAUCGACGAGUACAACAUGAUGGCUUCACCAACAAGUACUCAUUUACUUUCCGUCAGCGGGCAAUCACUCUAGCGCCUUUGACACCAAAACAAGUGUAUGAAGAUCAAGCGAGGUUGCAAAAAUUGAGUGACAAAAAGAAACUGAGUGAGCAAAAAGAGAGUGGAAAGAUGAGUGAGAGGAAACAGAAUGAGAGAAAAAGAGAGAAAAGUGUGGAAUCAAGUGAGAGAAAACAACACUUUUAUGCAAACAAAAGUGAGAUUAAGAGAGCAUUGUGCACAAAACAGCCCAUGAUUUUACUAGUGUAUAAGGAGACUCUUUUAAAUGCUAACCAACUUGAUUCUUCGCUGCCAAGUACCAUUGUGUCUCUUUUGUAG
Molecule: messenger RNA, 1902 nt
Organism: Cannabis sativa
Lineage: Eukaryota; Viridiplantae; Streptophyta; Magnoliopsida; Rosales; Cannabaceae
Exons: 1
Coding region: 1-1902 (633 amino acids)
Molecular function (GO): nucleic acid binding; zinc ion binding
Source: RefSeq, a predicted model, not a curated record